Molecule: messenger RNA, 1928 nt
Organism: Tachysurus fulvidraco (yellow catfish)
Lineage: Eukaryota; Metazoa; Chordata; Actinopteri; Siluriformes; Bagridae
Product: glycosylated lysosomal membrane protein
Exons: 6
Coding region: 65-1267 (400 amino acids)
Cellular component (GO): lysosome
Source: RefSeq, a predicted model, not a curated record
CUGUGACCACGUGACCGCCGGUGUCUCACUUCCGCGUGAGCAGCCAGCUUGUGUUUACAGCACAAUGUCGGGGAUUAAAGCUGUUUAUCUCGUUUAUUACACUUUAUUCCUUAUAGUUUAUUGUGUGAACGGAUUCGCGUGGAAUGGGGACACUUUCACACGGGAGGUGUCUAUGGAGAUGAACCCUGGGUUAUCUCCACCCUCAGCGGCGCCCCCCGGGGUCUCAAUGCUCCAUGCACGGGCCCUUGGCUGCAACGACACACUGCACUUCCUGUUGUGCAGCGGUGGAGCUCCGGCCCUGAUGAUGAUCCACACAAACUCCUCUAACUCAAAGCUGAAGGUGAACUGGACCAAGUUCCUCAGCUCUGACCCGGCCGACAGCGUGGCGGUGGAACCGGAGAGCAGCGUGCAGUACAGAGGUGCUCUUGUCUUCACCCGCUUGUGGGAGUAUUAUGAGUUGAACAGCACAGAGCAGCAUGUGUUGUCUCCAUAUGAGCUUAAGGACUUUGAGUGGGACGACGUGAACAAAACACUGGAUUACACACAGCACACUGCACGGCUCUGUGGGAGACACACCAGCUUCAGCAACGACGCCUCACUGUGUCUGCGUUUUUCAGUAUACGAGUCUUCAGGCCGAGAGGAGGCGUGGCCUAGUCUCCUCCAUAACGCCAACUCCUCCCAGCUACACGUUUUGUUGGAAGGUGUGAUGCCACGAACCAACCAAUCCCAGUUUGGCCUGGAACUCCAGACAGUGAGUGAGGCGGGGCUUCGGUCCCGAGUCGACGUCCAAAGGUCCAUCGAUGAUGAAUACACACCCUCCAUCUUCCAGGUGUCAGAGUGGGUGUGGCCUCACGAUAACUCCUCCUCCACGGUGGGUUACUCUCAGUGGAAGCCUGUAGUGUAUAAGAGCAGUCAUCCUGCCAUUGAGGACGCCUCGCCUUGCAUCCACUCGGAACCCGUCAGUCUACCUCAAGCUCCGCCCUCACGCAUCAUCCACGCCUGUUUUGCCCAGAAUCCCAUCACAAACGGCCUUAACGUCACCUUCAACAUGACCUCUGAACUCGCCCCAAACUCCACCCACUUCCUCAGCUGGACCAUGCUGGUGGGAAUCGGGAUUCCUCCGUCAGAUUUCUUCUCUUCCCUGGUGAUCGGUAUCAUGGUCAUCGGUCUCGCCACUCCUCUCCUCCUCCUCCUGGUGGGCGGAGUUUGUAUCUGUUUUAAAAAAAGGAAACAGGACCCACUCGGCCUAUACGAAUCGAUCAACUGACGCUGAAGCCGAAACAAGCCACAUGUUAAUAUAAAACCUAAACAUCUGUGAAGAUCUUUCACCUGACUAUAAACGCCAAUCAUCUGAACAACAUACUGUAAGCCUGUAAGCCCCGCCCACUUGUGCUGAUUACAGUAUAAUGUUUACAUUUUAACCCUAAGUCUAUAUAGUGAGUUUUAAGCUGACACAGUGAUGUGUGACAUGAUGACACCAACAUGUGGAUGUGUGACAUGAUGACACCAACAUGUGGAUGUGUGACAUGAUGACACCAACAUGUGGAUGUGUGACAUGAUGACACCAACAUGUGGAUGUGUGACAUGAUGACACCAACAUGUGGAUGUGUGACAUGAUGACACCAACAUGUGGAUGUGUGACAUGAUGACACCAACAUGUGGAUGUGUGACAUGAUGACACCAACAUGUGGAUGUGUGACAUGAUGACACCAACAUGUGGAUGUGUGACAUGAUCACAUUAGGAUCUGUAGCUUUAGUGAUGUAGCUUUUACUGUGUGAAGGUGGAGCUGUCAUGAACUUACUCAGGUGCUGACCACAGAACUGGUGCCUUCAUGAUGAAUGCUGAUGGAAAGUUUCACGCUUAGAUGUUAGCACCUUGUUAAUGUACAAUCUCUCUCUCUCUCUCUCUCUCUCUCUCUCUCUCUCUC